This is a messenger RNA of Fusarium mangiferae, 714 nucleotides long. RefSeq lists its product as uncharacterized. Lineage: Eukaryota; Fungi; Ascomycota; Sordariomycetes; Hypocreales; Nectriaceae. The coding region runs from base 1 to 714 and encodes 237 amino acids. The record is from RefSeq and is a predicted model, not a curated record. The transcript is spliced from 2 exons.
AUGUCGCGGACUAAGCUAAAUUACAUUCUUCAAUCUUCCAUGACCCGUAUGGGGAACACGACUCGUCGUCUCUGGGCGUUAGCCUCCAGGACCGUUGAGACAGGCUACUCACCCUGGGGAGUCUGGGAAUGCACAGCCAAGAACUUGCUCCAAGCGCCACAGUCGCAACAGAAUGAAGUCUUCCAGCAUUUCCUCCAUACCAAGCAACGAGAACUCGAGAUAGUAAUAAUAUCCAGUGUUCUAGUUGCUACCCUCGUCGGCAGCUUGAUGUCGUGGAAUUGGUUUCCAGUUCCUCCAUACACUGCAAAGAUUGCCAUGCUUUGUGCACUUAUCCAUGCGCUUCUAGGCACCUCAAUCGCCACACAGCAGUUCUUGAUUAUGGCGCAAAUCUCAAUCAGCCCGCAACGUAACAAGGCGUUACUAUGUGCAAUUCUAGGAUCAGAUGCUAGUAGUUUCGCCUCUCCGAUGCCUCGACCAAGGCGCCUGACAUCUGUCUCUUGGCAGGCACCUACGAUGCUACUAGGAAACAGCAUAGUGUUUCUGCUUGUCGGGAUUGCAAUCCACAUAUAUGACGCUGCCCGAAGUGCUGGAAUUUGGGGGGCUGAUAUGGUAACAGCGCUUUGCUUUACUAUAUCGUUGAUCUUUGCAGUCACUACAUACUUUAUUCAUUGGGUUGCACUAUAUUGGGUUGUUAAUGCUGAGCUACAGGCCUAA